AGAAGAAGAAGAGGGAAAGUAAGAAAAGCCCAAUUAUGAUUCAAAAAAAAAAGAAGAAAAGCCCAAUUAACUCAUUGGGCCUAACAGGAAAAAAAACCUAACUGACCCAACUCAGUUCGAUCUAUCGUCUAUAAGAACCCUUCAACCGCCGAGCUUACACAUCGCCGCAGGUACCAAAAAUGGUUAAAGGAAGACAAGGAGAACGCACUAGGCUUUAUGUCAGGGGUAAUGUUCUUGGAUACAAGAGGUCCAAGUCAAAUCAAUACCCAAACACCUCUCUUGUCCAGAUUGAGGGAGUAAACACCAAGGAGGAGGUUGCUUGGUAUGCUGGGAAGCGUGUGGCGUACAUUUACAAGGCCAAGGUAAAGAAGGACGAUAGCCACUAUCGAUGCAUUUGGGGAAAGGUUACUAGGCCUCAUGGCAACAGUGGAAUAGUCCGUGCAAAGUUCACGUCAAAUCUGCCACCAAAAGCAAUGGGAGCCAGGGUUAGAGUAUUUAUGUAUCCAAGCAACAUAUAAGAUGUUUUGAACCCGUGACUAGAAGGCAGAUACAUUAUGGAAGUUAAUUUUUUGAUCUUUUUGUAACUCUGAAUAGAAUAGUUUUCUUUUUUAAGACAAUGAGUGAACAUCUUUUUAUCUAUCCAUCAUUUUGGUUUGAAUCUUAAUCUCAAAUGGAUUUUUCCCUUAAAAAUGAUUUACAUUGGGUUC
Messenger RNA from Trifolium pratense (red clover), 707 nucleotides. Its product is annotated as 60S ribosomal protein L35a-1-like. Gene Ontology annotation, biological process: ribosomal large subunit biogenesis; cytoplasmic translation. The record is from RefSeq and is a predicted model, not a curated record. Gene Ontology annotation, cellular component: ribosome; cytosolic large ribosomal subunit. The transcript has 5 exons. Lineage: Eukaryota; Viridiplantae; Streptophyta; Magnoliopsida; Fabales; Fabaceae. The coding region runs from base 180 to 518 and encodes 112 amino acids. Gene Ontology annotation, molecular function: structural constituent of ribosome.